Bicyclus anynana (squinting bush brown) is the source of this 4355-nucleotide messenger RNA. RefSeq names its product large subunit GTPase 1 homolog (gene Ns3). Gene Ontology annotation, cellular component: cytosol. Bases 118 to 2079 code for a protein of 653 amino acids. Gene Ontology annotation, molecular function: GTP binding; GTPase activity. NCBI's taxonomy places the organism in Eukaryota, Metazoa, Arthropoda, Insecta, Lepidoptera, Nymphalidae. Gene Ontology annotation, biological process: ribosomal subunit export from nucleus. The transcript has 10 exons. The record is from RefSeq and is a predicted model, not a curated record.
AUUUCAUUUGUCGUCUGUGGUUGCACAUGUUGUUUUGAAUUUUGAUUUUGGUUAACCAAUUUUUGCUUUUAAUAUUUCCAAUUUUUGUUGUAAACUGUAAAAUAUACUUAAUACACAAUGGGAAAAAAGAACAAGGACUCACUAGGUCGAGCGCUCAUUAAAGAUAGAUUUGCUAAAAAUCGCCAUCGAAGACAUGUCGAAGAUAAUACUAUGCUGCACACUACUGAAAUAAAUGACGGAUAUGAAUGGGGACGUCUAAAUUUACAAUCAGUCACAGCUGAGUCAUCUCUUCAAGAGUUCCUCUCCACAGCUGAGUUAGCCAACCGAGAGUUUAUAGCUGAGAAACUGAAUGUUAAGUAUGUCAAGUCAGCACCAUGUGAAGUGGAGUUAGUUACGUCUCAGCCAGAUUUUGAUGAACCUCUCACUGUGCCAAGAAGGCCACCAUGGAAACCAGGAAUAACAGCUGAAGAGCAGUUGACAAGAGAAAGAGAUGCCUUCUUAGAUUGGAGGCGACAUUUGAAUGAACUUCAAGCAAAGCUCGGUGCUGCUGUCACUCCUUAUGAGAGAAAUCUGGAACUCUGGAAACAGUUGUGGAGGACUUUGGAAAAGUCUGAUGUUGUAUUGCUGUUGUUAGAUGCUAGAAAUCCGUUAUUGUUCAGGUGUGCUGACUUGGAAAAAUAUGCAGCAGAGCAAAACUGCAAGUGUAUAUUGCUACUCAACAAGGCAGAUUUGACUACUGAAUAUGUACGCAAGUGUUGGGCUGACUACUUCAAUAAACAGAACAUUUCCAUAAUAUUCUUUUCUGCUGCAAAGGAUACUGUGAGCAAAGAAAGAAAGAUAUCAGAAGAUCAUGAAUCUUCAAUAUCUGAGGAACUUUUAGAUUCAGGAGCAGAAACAGGUGCGUCUGAUGAUGAAAGUGACACGGAAAAUCCAAAUGCCUUAAAUGAAACGCAAGAUGACAUAGAAAUGUUCAAAAAACAAAUAGGUGAUCUUAAUGAAGCUGUAAAUAAUACUGCAAAUAAAAUUGAUGCAAUACAAGAGGCAUUAGACAAAGUGAUAGAAAACUUGAAAUCAGGGAAACCAAUAGAACCAUUUCAAACUAAUAAAGAUAAAGUAGAAAACGAAAUUUUAAUUGAAAAUACAGUAACAGAAAAUUCAGCUGAAAGUGAAAAUACAGAUGAAAAUAUACAAGAAAACAAAGUAACAGUACAAAAUUCACAUGAAAUAUAUGAUCGAGACAAGUUGUUGCAAGUACUCAAAGAACAGAAAUUUGGUAAAAUCAAAAACCCUCCCCGAGUGACUGUGGGGAUGAUUGGGUAUCCUAAUGUUGGGAAAUCAAGUUCUGUCAAUAUUUUAAUGCAAACUAAAAAGGUUAGUGUAAGUUCCAUGCCAGGUCACACACGGCACAUCCAGUCGCUGAUUUUAGAUGAAGAUAUAGAAUUACUGGAUUGCCCUGGACUGGUGUUACCUGCAUAUGCAGUGGCUCCUGAUUUACUUUUGACAGCUGUCCUGCCUAUUGACCAGAUGCGUGCCCACGAUGCUGCAAUGGCAAGGCUCUGCGAGUUGGUGGGACGCCAUACUUUUGAAAAGAAAUACGGUUUAUUGUUACCGGAGUAUGAUGGCAGCGAGCUUGAAUAUAAGAAAAUACUGACUGCCCAUGCGUUCAACCGAGGCUUCAUGACGGCAGCGGGUCAGCCCGACCAGUCCCGGUCAGCCCGGCAGUUCCUGAAGGACGCGGCGACGGGACGCCUGCAGUGGGAGCAGCUCCCGCCGGGAUGUGAACCCGCACCCGUCGACCAGCUCAUAGCAGAGAAAAAGAAUGAUACCAGGAAACCCACCCCGAGGGAGGCUCGUGCUGUGGAGGGUUGGUUGAACAAGUCCAAGGAAAUUGACAGCACAUUUUUCGCAAUGAAUAAAAGUACAGCGCACGUCAAAGGAAAACCAAUGUUUGGAAUAACGGGCGUGCCGCAAACGGAAAACUCAGCUACCGGAAAACCUUGGAAACAGGAAAAGAAACACGCCAACAAAAACAAAAGAGAAAAGCUUAGACGAGUGUACGCUCAUCUGGAUGAACACUAACAUUAUUUUUAUGUGUAAAGUGUAAAUAUAAAGUUUAUAAAAUCUAUGGCGAACGUUUCAUUUGAAGCAUAAAUUAAUUCAUAUUAUGCUGAUUAUCAGUCUAACAAGAAACGUCCCGAAAAAGAAAUCAAAAUAUACAAAAAAAGUCACUAUUGUUAAAGUCCGGUCGCUCAGAGAUAGCGUUUCUGACAGGUCUUGAGGGAGCUCUUUACACGACGAAAACGAUUACAACAAUGAGACAUCGAUUCUAUAGAAUCAGUUUUUGCGUUAGAUCGUUGAUCUUAAACUUUGACAGAGGGGUAACCUCUAGCGUGGCAGGUCCUUAUAUAAUAACUAGCGGACGCCCGCGACUUCGUCCGCGUAAAUUUCGAUGUCAACUUUACUACUACCCCUACCCUACCCUACCCCUACCCUACCACUACCCCAACCCUACCCAACCCCUACAUCUACCCUACCCCUACCCUACCCCAAACCUACUCCUACUCUACCCCUAUCUUACCUACACCCUACCCCAAUCCUACCCCUAUCCCACCCGUACCCCUAUCUCACGCCUAUCCUACCCCUACCCUACCACUUCCCUAUCCUACCCGUACCUCUACCCUACCACUACCCUACCUCUACCCCUACCCUACCACUACCCUAAACCCCGCCCUAAACCUACCCUACCCCUACACUACCCCUACACUUCCCUACCCGUACCCUACCCUACCCUGUAACUUCUCUAUCUUACUCCUACCCUUAGCAAAAUCGGUCCAGUCCUUCGAGAGUGGUGGUAUGACCAAGAGAAAUAGAGACUUCUAUGCUAAUAAUAUAAAGAGGUAAAGUUCGUGUGGUUGUAGGAGGUAAUCUCUGGAUCUACUGGACCGAUUUGGAAAAUUGUUUUACCAAUAGAAAGCUACGUUAUUUGCGAGUGUCAUAGGCUAUGUUUUAUCCCCAUAUUCACACGGGAACGGGAACUACGUAAAUGAAAGCGCCGGGCGUCAUAUAGCGAAAUUACUGCGCCUUUAAGAAAUUUUGUAUUAUCUCCGAAACUAUUUAAGUAAUUAACAUUCUGUAAGCGGCAAAUCUUAUCUCCAUAAUAUCCUUGUGAUUAUUAAAUAAUUUAUUUUAAUAAGGAUUAAAGUUUAGUUGUAUAAAUAAUGACGUAAACCUAAGUAUAUAAAAUUAAUAAUUUUUAAAACACAAAAGGUACUAUAUCUGCUAAUAUAUAGAAGAUAGAUAUAUGGUGUCGCGGACUUUUUUGUAGAACUUUUAAGGAUACAUAAAGCCUCCAUACAUUAUUUACAAUUUUACACAAUAGUUAAGGCAGCGCAUGCGAAUAAGUCUGUUUAAGAGGAUUUUCAGUCCGACCUGUAUGAUAAAAACUGUGAUAACUCGGCUAAUAUAUAUGAUACCAAUAUAAAAUAUAGCCUAUAGCACUCCCCGAUAAUGUAGCAUUCUACUGGUGAAAAAAUCGGACCAGUAGUUCCGAAGAUUACCCCAUUUAAAAAAUGUGACAAACUUACAAACUUACAAACUUUACCUCUUUAUAAUAUUAGUAUAGAGUAUAGAUUGGUCUGAUGAAACCGGGACAGAUAAGUUUGUUGCACUAUCAUGUAUUGUCUAUAUCAGGGUUUCUCAAAGUGGGGUACGCGAACCCCUAGAGGUCCGCCAUUCGACGGCAGGGGGUUUACAAAAUGGUGGCUUGAUAACUGAUACCGAGUCAGAAGUGGGAAUUAAGGUUAAAAUUGUCCAAAAUAACUCCUAACAUUGAAUCCAUUUGCGACAAGAAACAAGCACACCCAUCACAUUAAUAUUACAAAGAAGUUUCUUUUGAUACUAUAUUUGUUAACUUAAUAAAAACCUUCUUGGGGGGGAGGGGGGUUCAUUAGUAAGUAAGGGGUUCGCUGUCACUUGGAAAUUCUAACAAGAAUUCAAUUCUAACAAUUCUUCGUGGUGCCGAAAGUUUGAGAAACCCUGGUCUAUAUGGAUUAAGUCAAUGCUUUACACCAAUUUUGUCUAUGGGCGUAAAGGCGUAGAGGUGUCAUUUUAUUAAAGUUUGGCAACAUUAUGUUACGAUUUAAUGUUACCGAUUGUAUUAGGGAAAGCUUUUAAUACAUGAUAUUUCUGAGUUAAUAAUAUUUCGAGCAUGUAUUUAUUAACGUAAUGUAUUGAACUGUAACUCGGGAAUUUCUUUGAAUGUCCGCCAAAAAGCAACUAGCUCAUUAUUUUUUCACAUUCUGUAUUGUUUAUGAAACUGUAAAGGGAAUCAAAAUAUAAUAAACUUCAUAUCUUUA